Messenger RNA from Bacillus rossius redtenbacheri, 1532 nucleotides. It is a transcript of the gene TyrRS-m, whose product is annotated as tyrosine--tRNA ligase, mitochondrial. The record is from RefSeq and is a predicted model, not a curated record. Gene Ontology annotation, cellular component: cytosol; mitochondrion. Gene Ontology annotation, biological process: tyrosyl-tRNA aminoacylation. NCBI's taxonomy places the organism in Eukaryota, Metazoa, Arthropoda, Insecta, Phasmatodea, Bacillidae. Gene Ontology annotation, molecular function: RNA binding; tyrosine-tRNA ligase activity; ATP binding. The coding region runs from base 59 to 1453 and encodes 464 amino acids. The transcript is spliced from 9 exons.
AGCUGUUUCGGAACGUACUGAGAAAUGCGGUCGAAUUUGAAGUUGAAAAUAAACAAAAAUGUUUUUUGGUAGGGUUAGGUUGUGUAAGAAAUACUUUAGCGCUCGUAAUAUUUGCGUAUUGUCGACGCGAUGGAGUUCCAACAGAAACGUACUGAAGCUAAAAGAUCGAGGGAUGUAUCAGGAUGUGUUUCCUUUAAAUUCCAACCAUGAGAUUGUGGACCUGCUGAAGCGGGGGGACCAGUGCGUGUACGCGGGGUUCGACCCCACGGCGGACAGCCUGCACGUUGGCAACCUGCUCGUGUUGGUGAACCUGCUGCACUGGCAGCGCGCGGGCCACCGCGUCGUGGUGCUGCUCGGCGGGGCGACGGGCCUGAUCGGAGACCCCAGCGGCAGGUCCUCGGCCCGGCCGGCGCUCUCGGAGGAGGAAGUGGAGAGGAACACGCGCGCCAUCAGGGACAACGUGGAGCGGAUAUUCAGCAACCACAGGAGGUUCCUGUGGACGCCGAACGUCGACCUCCCUGAAGUCAGGUUCGUGAACAACCUGGAGUGGUACGGCUCUCUGAGCGCCGUGCGGCUGGUGGCCACGGCCGGCCGGCACGCCCGCAUGGCCGCCAUGCUGUCGCGCCACAGCGUGCAGGCGCGCCUCUCCUCCGAGGCGGGCAUGAGCUUCGCCGAGUUCUGCUACCAGCUGUUCCAGGCCUACGACUGGCUGGAGCUGGCGCGGCGCUGGGGGUGCCGCUUCCAGGUGGGGGGCAGCGACCAGAUGGGCAACAUGGUGUCGGGGCACGACCUGGUCUCCCGCGUCGCCGGCACGCCCGUGUACGCGCUGACGGUGCCGCUGGUCACCACCGAGGCGGGCGACAAGUUCGGCAAGUCGGCGGGCAACGCGGUGUGGCUGGACCCGGGCCGGACGUCGCCCUUCGAGCUGUACCAGUUCCUGGUGCGCGUCAGGGACUCGGACGUGGAGCGGAUGCUGAAGCUCUUCACGUUCAAGCCGCUGGCCAGCGUCGCCGCGCUCAUGGAGUUGCACCAGGCCCAGCCGGAGCAGAGGACCGCCCAGAAGCGACUGGCGGAGCAGGUCACCUUGCUGGUCCACGGAGAGGAGGGGCUGAGGAGCGCGCGGGAGGUGUCGGCCGCCCUGUACGAGGGCAGCCUGGAGGCGCUGGCGCGGCUCAGCACGGCCGCCAUGGGCCAGGUGCUGCGCGGUGCGGAGCUGCGCGAGCUGCCCCUGCGUGCCGGCGCCACCGUGCUGGACGUCGCCAUGCAGGCGCGCUGCUUCCCCUCCGAGGGCGAUGCCAGGAGGAUCAUCGGCGCGGGGGGCUUCUACGUGAACCACCAGCGCGCGUGCAACACGGAGGAGGUGCUGAGCCGUGCUGCGCACGUCCUGCCCAACAACGUGACCCUCCUGCGCGUGGGUAAGAAGAACUACUACAUCGUGAAGUGGCUGACGUGACGACCUUACGUGCAGUCGUACCUAAAUUGUCGGGUUGAAAUUGUUGUAAAUAAAUAAAUAAAAAAACAUUUUUUAAAAA